GCGUAGUUUUUUAGUUUUUUUUUUUUAAUGGCGGGAGUGUCGUUUCUAGUGCUAGUGACCUUAAUAUUAGGUCACGUGAGUGCUUAUAAGAUUCUGGUGGUGUUUCCUGUGCCAGCCACGAGCCACAACAUCCUGGCUAGAGGGGUCGUGAGGAGUCUUCUGCACGCAGGUCAUGAGGUUACACAUGUAACGCCGUUUCCAGACACAAAUGUUCAUCCCAAUCUGCAUCAAGUUGACAUUAGCGCCAGUGCGGAGAAUAGUCACAUAAAAGAUCAAAUGAACGUUACACGUAUUCUGAACGGGGAAGUAAAGACAGAUUUUAAAAUGCUGAAGAAGUUCGUAGAUCUGAUGAACAAGAAGAUACUGAGCGAUGCAAAUUUAGUAAAAUUGUUGAACGACACGGGCCAAACAUUUGAUGUCGUCAUUGCUGAGUGGAUGUUGACAGACACAAAUGCUGGAUUAGGCUACGUGUUCAACUGUCCCUUUAUCUGGUUUUCCACAAUCGAACCCCACUCAGUUAUACUCAGUCUCAUAGACGAACAUACAAAUUCAGCUUACAUACCAGAUUACAGAUCCAGCAAUAUCCCACCUUAUGAUUUCGUAAACAGAGUGAAGGAACUCAUUUCCCAAGCCAUGAUGAUAGCUUUCAGAUAUUUCUAUCUUGACAGUUACCAAAACGAAAGGUAUAAAGAACUGCUAAGCCCUUACAGCAUUAAAAGAGGCAGGCCUGAGAUAUCUUUUAGUGAAAUUAAAUACAAUGCAUCACUUAUCCUGGGAAAUUCACAUGUUUCGUUGGGACUAGCAAUCAGGCUCCCGCAAGCUUAUAAAACCAUUGGAGGUUAUCAUAUUGAAACUGAGGUCAAACCAUUACCUGAUGAGUUGAAGAAUAUUCUAGACAACACGAAGAAUGGUUUAAUCUACUUCAGCAUGGGGUCGAAUUUGAAGAGUAAGGAUUUCCCAGAGCUGCUGAAGAAAGGCUUGCUGGAAAUAUUUGGUGGUUUAAAACAAACCGUCUUAUGGAAGUUUGAAGAGGUACUGCCGAACCUCCCACCAAACGUGCACAUUGUGAACUGGGCGCCACAACAGAGCAUUUUAGCUCAUCCUAACUGCAUCCUUUUCAUCACUCACGGCGGACUCUUAUCCACGACUGAGGCUGUCCACUUCGGCAAACCAAUCAUCGGUAUCCCCGUGUUUGCGGACCAGUUCAACAAUAUCGACAAAGCUGUGAAGAAGGGCUUUGCGAUUAGAGUAGAUCUGGCCUAUGAUAUGAAGGACAAGCUGAAAGUGGCUAUUGAUAAAUUUCUUCGAAAUGGAAGGUAUACGAAAAAGGCGAAAGAGCUGUCGCUCAUCUACCACGACAGACCAGUGCACCCCAGCAAGGAGCUGGUGCACUGGGUAGAGCACGUGGUGAAGACACGAGGCGCGCCACACCUCCGCUCACCAGCUCUGGACGUGCCGGUCUACCAGAAACUUUAUCUGGAUCUCUUUGUUGUGAUCUUGGUAGUAUUGUACGCGCUGAAGACGAUCGUGGUGAAAAUUUUCUGUUCAAAGAAAAUUGUGAGCAAGAAACUGAAGAGAAAUUAGAGGAAGUACG
Amyelois transitella is the source of this 1594-nucleotide messenger RNA. RefSeq names its product UDP-glucosyltransferase 2. Bases 28 to 1584 code for a protein of 518 amino acids. The transcript is spliced from 8 exons. The record is from RefSeq and is a predicted model, not a curated record. Gene Ontology annotation, molecular function: UDP-glycosyltransferase activity. NCBI's taxonomy places the organism in Eukaryota, Metazoa, Arthropoda, Insecta, Lepidoptera, Pyralidae.